Messenger RNA from Rhinichthys klamathensis goyatoka, 1324 nucleotides. RefSeq names its product calcium homeostasis modulator 3 (gene calhm3). The record is from RefSeq and is a predicted model, not a curated record. The transcript is spliced from 3 exons. NCBI's taxonomy places the organism in Eukaryota, Metazoa, Chordata, Actinopteri, Cypriniformes, Leuciscidae. Gene Ontology annotation, molecular function: monoatomic cation channel activity. Bases 319 to 1314 code for a protein of 331 amino acids.
ACCCCGUUUAAAUCAGUUUUAAAGGCAGGUAUUUCUGGCAUGCGCACAUUUGGGUGUGACCAAAGGGAGCUUACAGGUGCGCGCGCUUUACUUGUGAACUCAUCGCACUUCAGCACGCAGAGAUCGCGAGAUGCGUUAAUAAUUGUGAAUCAUUCAUUUUUCACGUGAUCCAGAUAAUUAUAUAUAAUUUUCGUUGGUCUUUUUUGCGUUUUUGUGACUUAAACAGCGCACAUUGCAGAACAGCGUAUUUGGCGGUCAUUGUCAGAUAAGUAGCCUACCUACCUUUGACAGCCUCUAAUAUAACGUAAACUGUAAUUAAUGGAUCGUUUAAAGUUGGUUUUACAAUAUUUCCAGUCAAAUUCGGAGUCCAUCUCCAAUGGUAUCUGUAUAAUAUUGUCACUGAUCAGCGUCAAAUUGUAUACAAGUUUUGAUUUCAACUGCCCCUGUUUACCGCAAUACAAUAAGAUGUACGCAAUGGGGGUCAUGUUCGUCCCCCCAAUUAUACUGUUCCUUUUGGGAGUGCUAGUGAAUCGCCAUACAGGGGUGCUGAUGGAAGAGUGGGUCAGACCCUUGGGCAAGAGGUCAAAAAAUCCGGCAGUGGUAAAAUUUCUGCUGUCAUCAAUGAUGCAACGGGCCCUUCUGGCCCCCAUGGUCUGGAUUUUGAUGACACUCUUGGAUGGAAAAUGUUUCAUCUGUGCAUUUAGUAUGAACGUAGACCCUAAAUAUUUUACAGGAAUACCUAACAGCACCGGCCUAGAACUAAUCAAGAUCAUGGCUAAGGUGCCUUGCAAAGAAGAUAUCAUCUUCAAAAACAGCAGUUUUCGGAAAGCUAUAUCACGCUAUGUGCGUUGUUACUCUCAAGCAAUAGGCUGGUCAAUACUCCUCAUCUUCAUUUUUUUGGGUGCUGUGGGUCGCGUCAUCAAGCCUUGCUUCAAUCACGCCACUUUUCUACAGACUCGUUACUGGAGCAAUUACCUGGACAUUGAACAGAAGCUCUUCGAUGAGACCUGUGUCCUUCAUGCCAGAGAUUUUGCCAGAAAAUGCGUGGUUCAGUUCUUUGAGAGCAUGCGAGAAGAUGUGACCGUGAGAAUGCCCCUCUCAAGUGCACUCAGAGCCAGGACAAUCCGUAAUGAAUAUGAAGAGGAAGAAGAAGAGCGUCUGCAUGGUAUUACCAGGCAAGAUCAGGUGGAUCAUUUGCUGCAAACCUGGUACGAGUGCAAACCAGAACUGGAUGUGACCAAGAUGGCCUAUAAGCCCAAAGUAUGUAUCACUUGGGAAGAUUACAAUGGAAAGGCGUUAUUCUCUGAUGUGUGAAAUUGUGAAA